CACACCCAACACGGCACUUGAACUCAUGACCCCAAGAUCAAGAGUUGCACACUCCACAGACUGAGCCAGCCAGGCGCCCCAAUAAUAUAUUUUAUUUAACCCAAUCAACCCAGAAUGUUACCAUUUCGACAUGUUGUCCUGUACAAUGUAUGACGAUUAGUGAGAUAUUUUACAUUCCUUUUUUGUACUAAGCUUUGUAAUCCAGUGUGCAUUAUUUCUGUGGUGGAACUCAAUUCAGGCCAGUCACAUGGCAGGGGUUCAGCUGCCCACAUGGCGCAGGAAAGGGGGUUCCCCAGAGAGCCAGCUGACCACAUCCUGUGGCAGGGCUGGUGAACAGAGUGUUCACCAGCUGCAGGUCAAGGAAGCCCUGGGGACCCAGCAGCUUUCUAUCCAGAUUCACAUGAGUCCCUUCACUCAAGUCUGUGCCAUGCCCCAGCCCCUCAAACCUCUCUGUAAUAAGCUGAAUGGUGGUUCCCAAAAAUUAGGUCCAAGUCCUAAGCCCACAUACGUGAAUGAAAGCUUUUUCAGAGCCUUGGGGAGGAGAGGAAGGAGCAGGGCCCUAGGAUACGGGGCUCCAGGACUGCAAGAGAAUAAACUUGUUUUUUUGUUUUUUUGUUUUUUUAAAGAUUUAUUUAUUUGACAGAGAAAGCACAGCGAGAGAGGGAACACAAGCAGGGGGAGUGGGAGAGUGAGAAGCAGGCUCCACAAGCAGGGGGAGUGGGAGAGUGAGAAGCAGGCUCCCCGCGGAGCAGGGAACCUGAUGCAGGGCUUGAUCCCAGGACCCUGGGAUCAUGACCUGAGCCGAAGGCAGACGCUUAAUGACUGAGCCACCCAGGCGCCCCUGAGAAUAAACUUAUUGUUUUAAGCUUCCCCAUGGGGGUCACUGGUUACGGCAACCCAGCCAUGGUCUAAGUAAGUGGGGCAGGCGGGGACCUCAUCCCAGGACCGCUGCAGGGACCAUGAUGCAGGGAGGGAGCAGGAUAAAACCAGAGUCAGUUAAAUAGCCCUGCAUGGUUCCUCUCCCCCAGGUGCCAGUUCAAUGGCAGCAGAAGGACAAAGGUGAAGGAGCCCAGGGCCAAGGAGAGUGCGAGGGCCUAGGAGAGCGCAAGGGGAGGGAGACAGCAGCGGGAUGUGGGGAUCCAGUGUGGCCUGGGAGAGUGACUGGUCAAGGGUGGAGCAGGGGGAACUGUGGAGAGAGCCCCCAAGGGGAGGGAGUCAGUGGCCCCAGGCCACAACCAAUGACCUGUAACUAAUGCAGCUCCAAGGUCAGCAUGUUCUGGGUGCUGCUCCCCAAGGCUCCACGGAGGACCCCUCCUGCCUCGUCCAGCUCCUGGCUCUCCCUGUGCCCGCAUCACCCCAGUCUCUGCCUCUGUCUUCCCACGGCCUUCUCCUCUGUGUCUGUCUCUUGUAAGGACACCCUAACUAUCAGCAUGGUCUCCUCUCAAGAUCCUUAAUGAUGUCUGCAAGGGCCUUUUUUCCAAAUAAACUCACAUCACAGGUACAGGGGAAUUCACGGGGUUAGGACUUGGACUUACCAUUUUGAAGCCACCAUUCAGCCCACCAGACAACCUAUACCCCAAAACAAAUUAAGGUGGCCCCCAACCCCAUUUCCUUUGCCUUACCUGAGGGAGAGAGGUGGGCCUCACAGUCCCCUCCGUGCAGGGCCAGCACGCUGGGCCCCACAGCAGACUUGGCUCCAGGGGCUCCCUGGCCCUGGCCCGGCCCCAUCCAGCUCCCUGAGGUGGGAGCUGAGUCCAUGUGCCCCUGCUAAAGCAAUCACCGUCUGCCUCUGAGCCAGCCAGGCUGCGGCUCGAACCCAGAAUUAUUUUCCAGAGAAACUGUUUGCAUCUGUUUUAAGCUUGUGUCCUUGGGAACCUCCAGCUCUCCAGAGCUCACUGACUGGAGGGCAGAUGCUUUUCAUUAAGGUGGCAGGAAGCACCUGACUCCCAGGCAGGGUGGGAGAAGGAAAGCUGGGAGGGCUGUGUGGGAACAAGCAGCGCAAAGCCAGCGGCCCUCUCUCCGCGUCCUCAGGAUGGGCUGCCCGCGGAGGAAGGCCCUGUCCCUCCUUAUUUUUGUGCCUGCCUGUCUGCAUGGGGCUUUGUCACAGGGAUACAGCCCUGCAGGGCAAAGGAAACCAUUUCUCGAGAGGCUCCGCAGACUGGAAGGGCAGUUCCGGAGGCUCCAAGAGGUGACCUUAACACACCUGCGAGUCCUUGCCCGUAACCACAACCUGUCCUACGGCAUCGAUGCUCGGUUCCAGAGCCUGGUGCGCGAGACCCAGGCCGUGGCUCUGGCCGUGAACCAGUCGCAGGCCGCCAUGCAGGGCGACCUGAGCCACCUCAAGACCUGGAUGCAGAAGACCCAGCGCAGAAGCCAGAAGGUGGAGUCCAGGCUGCUGGCCUUGGGUGCUGCGCUGAGUGAAAAGGGCAAGCAGCGCACCCAGGAGGGGAAGGAGCCGCAGGUGCAGAGGGGCGCCCUCUCCGGCCUGGCCCCGGACCUGAGGGCCCUGCAGGACACGCUCGCUCGCCUCACACACCUCGUGCAGGGCCAGGGCGCCAGGCUGGCUGCUCUCAAGGGCCGGCUGCAGGUGGCCUGCCCUGGCACCAUGGCCCCAGGGCUGACCCCGGCCCGGCCCCCGACCCCACCUGGGUUGCCGAGCUCCAGCUCCCCAACGCUGCAGAGGGGAAGGCAGGCGCUCAGGCCUUCACCUGAGACUGGGGACCCACCUCAGGACUCUGCCAGUGGUCUCCAGGGGACUCGGGCGCUCCCCGGCCCGGGCAGCCAGCGGGCUUGGCCCCCGAGAGACCAGGAGAGAAUAAGUACCAUGGCCUGCCCUUACUCCACUGCGUGGGCUCCCAGUCUUCCCACCUGUGGGGUGGGCCCCGUGCUGGUCUUCCCGAACACCUCCACCCGGAACGCCGCCUUCCUCAGCCCCGGCUUCCCGUCAGGCCUGCAAGCCCUAUCUGUCUGCAGCUGGGUGUGCACGGCCUCGGGCCGCCUGGGCACCCUGCUCUCCUAUGCCAUGGAGGAGAAUGACAACAAGCUUGUGCUGCACGGCAGGGACUCCCUGGCCCCGGGCUCCAUCCACUUCGUGAUCCGAGACCCGGCCUUCAGGGAGCUGCCCCUGCAGCUGCUGCUGGACGGCCGGUGGAACCAUGUGUGUGUCAUCUGGAUGUCCACCCUGGGCAGAUACUGGCUGUACGUGGACCGCAGCCUCGUGGCCACCCGCUCCCACUUCAGGGAGGGCUAUGAGAUCCCUGCAGGAGGGUCCUUCGUGCUGGGCCAGGAGCAGGACAGCAUGGGGGGCGGGUUUGACAGCUCUGAAGCCUUCGUGGGCAGCAUAGCAGGCCUGGCCAUUUGGGACCGGGCACUGGUCCCCGGGGAGGUCGCAAAACUGGCCACCGGGAGGGAGAUCCCCGGGGGCGCCAUCCUGACGCUGGACAAUGCCCAGUGGGGAGGCGGAUACGUGCAGAGGGUGAACUGCAGCUGCUUGGAGCUCUGCCCCUGAGGCCCUGUGCCCUGAGCCCGGCAGGAACAGCCUCAGCAGCCUUUGGCCACCGCUGAUCCCAGCACACCCCCGUCCAGGGCCCCCUCCUGCACUGGGGAGGGGACAGGGCAGUGUGGGCGGGAGGGAGCGGGCCAACAGGUGGAGUGGGGCUGUGGGAGGCCCUGUGGACUAUGAUGCCGUUCCAGCCCAGCGAGCACAGGACUCCGGUGGGGCCUCUCGUCUGGGCUGGGUUUGCUGAUGGAGAACUCCGUUUUCGAGGAACCUAGGUGGGUGCACUUGAACUGCCAUGGUCCUCUCUCGAGGUGGCUUAGAAAGUGUCCGUCUGGGUGGUCCUUGUUCCCAUAUCCCUCAUGAAAAGGGCCAGGAACCCAUUUCCUGCCCUGAAGUUCCAGCAGUGCCAGAGCCAGUGAAGGGAGCAAGCUAUUCAGAAACACACACGAGCAACCGACGGCACUGCUUUCAAAGUAACCUUGUUGGGGUUUUAUCGGAGCAGGUGUUACAAUGCUCAUCCGCGAUGCAUGUCCAGUGCAAAGAUGGUUAGCGAAUUUACUGAGCUGUGCAACCAUCACCACAGUCCAGUUUUAGGGUGUUUCCAUG
This is a messenger RNA of Mirounga angustirostris (Northern elephant seal), 4105 nucleotides long. It is a transcript of the gene PTX4, whose product is annotated as pentraxin 4. The record is from RefSeq and is a predicted model, not a curated record. The transcript is spliced from 4 exons. Lineage: Eukaryota; Metazoa; Chordata; Mammalia; Carnivora; Phocidae. The coding region runs from base 2033 to 3508 and encodes 491 amino acids.